GAAGCCCGAGGAUGAGGGCGGCUGCCAUUCUGUGGCAAAGGCGGAUGAGGGCAUGAUGGGAUCGAACAUGAACCCGAUGGCCAUGACGCCGAUGGGCAUGAACCCGAUGGCCAUGAUGAUGAUGGGCGCCGCGAUGAUGGGCCAGGUCAUGAUGGCCGGCUCCGGCACUGGAGACAUGGCCGUGCAGCAGCAGAAGCUGCCCGCAGCGGAUGACGACGACGAGGAGGACACUGGCUCCUACGGCUCGUCCUUCAACGUGAAUCAUCCCAACUACCGGCCUCCCGACAUGGAGCAGAUCCCGGGAGUCACCGACAAGAGGUUCGUUGGUCGAAUCAAGUUCUGGUUCGAGAACAAGGGCUUUGGCUUCAUCGAGAGCGAGGAAUUCUCGAAAGUUUUCGGUGGGGACUCCGACGUCUUCCUCCACCACUUCCAAAAGAAGCCGGGA
Symbiodinium necroappetens is the source of this 445-nucleotide messenger RNA. NCBI's taxonomy places the organism in Eukaryota, Dinophyceae, Suessiales, Symbiodiniaceae. The record is from the annotation of a GenBank genome assembly.